Messenger RNA from Ascochyta rabiei, 1398 nucleotides. RefSeq names its product Phosphomevalonate kinase. Lineage: Eukaryota; Fungi; Ascomycota; Dothideomycetes; Pleosporales; Didymellaceae. Gene Ontology annotation, biological process: ergosterol biosynthetic process; isopentenyl diphosphate biosynthetic process, mevalonate pathway. The record is from RefSeq and is a predicted model, not a curated record. Gene Ontology annotation, molecular function: phosphomevalonate kinase activity; ATP binding. Gene Ontology annotation, cellular component: peroxisome. Bases 1 to 1398 code for a protein of 465 amino acids. The transcript is spliced from 2 exons.
AUGAGUGCCGCCAGCACUUCCUCCCACGCGGAGGCGCCGUUGACCCCAACCGCCGUCUCCUGUCCGGCAAAGGUGCUAGUUGCCGGAGGCUACCUCGUGCUCGACCGCAACUACACUGGCCUGGUCUUUGGUCUGGAUGCAAGAAUUCAUUGUGUCGUCGAGCCCAUCAAGUCAACGUCUGGCGUUUCGAUCAGUGAGAUUGUCGUGAAGAGCCCACAAUUUCGUGAUGCUAUCUGGGAGUAUGGAUACAGAGCCAAGGAGGCAGAUGGAGGCAUUGGCGUGAAUACGUUGAGUGUUGGCCACAAUCAGCCCCUCUCCCGUAACCCGUUCAUCGAGACCGCCCUCACCUACGCUCUAACUUACAUCUGGACACUCACCGCCAACCACAUCAUAGCACCCGCUUCGGUUCGCAUCCUCGCUGACCAAGCCUACUACUCUAAUCCAGGUACUUCCGUGUCGAGUUCCCGCUUCCUCGACUUUGGCGUAUCCCUCAAGGAAGCCCACAAAACGGGCCUCGGAUCCAGCGCCGCUCUGGUGACAUCCUUCACCGCAGCAGUCCUUAGUUUCUACCUGCCAAAAGACCUCUUUGAUCUGGAGAGCGAGCGCGGGCUGACUAUCCUCCACAACCUGGCACAGGCAAGUCACUCGUAUGCCCAGGGCAAGGUCGGCUCCGGCUUCGACAUCGCCAGCGCUGUCUUUGGAUCAUGUCUGUACAAGCGAUUCUCGCCCUCUCUUCUUUCCUCGCUCCCGUCGCCCGGCCAGCCCGGCUUCGGAUCCAAACUGCGUGAACUCGUCGAGGGCGAAUGGGACACUGAAAUUGCCAAAGCAGCGAUCAAGAUGCCUGCGGGUCUGCGCCUGGUCAUGUGCGACGUCGACUGCGGCUCCGAGACGCCCGGAAUGGUCAAGCAGGUGCUCAAGUGGCGCGCCGACAAGGCGACAGAGGCUGAAGGUAUCUGGCAGAGACUGCAGGGCGGUAACGAGGCACUAGCUGCGGAGCUCACGCGGCUUGCCGAGGAGAAGGAUGAGAGCGAGGGCCGGUACGCCAAACUCGCCGUCAUGAUCGAGGAGAACAGAGCCUGUAUCCGCGACAUGGGCGUCAAAUCCGGCGUGCCCAUCGAGCCGCCGCAGCAAACCGCGCUGCUGGACUACUGCACCCGCCUACCCGGUGUCGUUGGUGGUGUAGUCCCCGGCGCUGGCGGAUUCGAUGCCAUCGUGCUGCUGGUCGAGGACAAAGAAGACGUCCUGGACGCCCUGAAGCAGAAGCUGAGUCAGUUCAAGGCAGACAACGUACAAGCUGAGGGCCCGAAGAUUGGCCGGGUCGGGACUGUGGAUGUUAGAGAGGAGAUGGUCGGUGUCAAGAGGGAGGAUCUGGUGCUGUAUAAGGUGUGGUCGACUUGA